Messenger RNA from Letharia columbiana, 807 nucleotides. RefSeq lists its product as uncharacterized. The transcript has a single exon. Lineage: Eukaryota; Fungi; Ascomycota; Lecanoromycetes; Lecanorales; Parmeliaceae. Bases 1 to 807 code for a protein of 268 amino acids. The record is from RefSeq and is a predicted model, not a curated record.
AUGCCCCUGGGACUCAAGAAGCUUCUGGAACACAAGGGGAUGAUGCACCGGAAGAUCCUACAUCUGCUGAUCCGGCCACCGGCACCUGCUGCUGGCGCAGCGAGUGGUCCAAAACCACCGUUAACGGUUCCGGAGUUACAGGCUAGGGGAGAUACCGCCAUUGAGAAUUUGAAUAACGCGAUCAGUCAAAACACCCCCGACAAAAACGCAGCCAACUUCAAAAAUGUUUACAAAGUGACCGAUGUUAAAGCCAUGAGAGCAGCGCCAGAUCUCGGUCCAAUUUUACGAGAUCCAGCAUUGUCCGGUGGGAGCAAGAACCCAAGGUCAGGCACCUAUACCGAAUACACUGUCAUCAAUAAAGUUGGAGGCGAUCCGAGAGACCCUAUCCUGGACUUGGAGGUCAGCGGUGACCAAGGCACCAUGAUUAACGAAGGCUACGCCAAUAAGGAUAACCUACCACAGGGCCAGAGAAUCCAUUGGUCCGAUCAAGCAUUCCAAGCAUGGAACCUGGAGGAAGGGAACCCUCGAUGGGAUUUGGUGAUACAACGCAACAUCCGGAACGAUGACACUAAUAAUGCCAUACAACAAUUCCAUACAGCGUCCAAACUCCGUAACAACCAGCCCGGCGUUUGGCUACCGGGAAGCGCCCAAUAUAAAGCUUUGAUGGGUACCGACAAUGGUCGUUCGGUAGCACGCAUGCUCCAAGAUCAUCAUCAGGCCUUUCGAAACGAGAGAGUUACCAAAAUUACCACUUACGCCACGGGUGGGUCCCGGACGAAGUCGCUCAUGAGCUUGCAAAUCGGUUAG